Molecule: messenger RNA, 1956 nt
Organism: Lactuca saligna
Lineage: Eukaryota; Viridiplantae; Streptophyta; Magnoliopsida; Asterales; Asteraceae
Source: the annotation of a GenBank genome assembly
AUGUCUUCUUCAGAAGUAAACCUCGAAACUUAUCUAAUUCCACUGGAGGUGAUCAAUCUUGCAACCAAAAAUUUCAGUCCGGAAAGAUAUAUUGGAGGUGGUGGAUUUGGCAAGGUCUACAAAGGAGAACUUUCUGAAAGAUGGCAAAACCGCACAGCUGCUUUCAAACGCCUAGCUCAGAAUAGCUACCAAGGAGAGCACGAGUUUCGUAAUGAGAUUAGUAUGAUAUCCAGAUUCCACCAUGAAAACAUUGUCUCUUUUAUUGGUUACUGUGAUGAAGUCAACGAGAUGAUUGUAGUCUAUGAGUAUGCUAUCAAUGGAAGCCUAGAUCAUCAUCUUCAAGACCCCAAUAAGAGACGCGACAUAACAUGGACACAUCGCCUAAAGAUUUGCAUUGGGGCAGCAAGAGGACUUGAUUACCUUCACUCAGGUCUUGGGGAGCACAACAGAGUAAUACAUAGAGACGUGAAGAGUGCUAAUAUAUUGUUAGAUGAUAAUUUUGUUGCAAAAAUUUGUGAUUUUGGUUUGUCAAAAUUAGGUCCCAAAAAUCUGCCAAAUACCCACCUCGACACAAAGGUUGCGGGUACCCAGUUUUACUUGGAUCCCACUUACCAUGAAAGUCACAUCCUUCGAAAAGAAUCAGAUAUAUACUCAUUUGGUGUAGUACUAUUUGAAAUGCUUAGUGGGAUGCUGGUUUAUAGUGAAAGGAGCAUUGAAGACAAUGGGCCAAAGUUUCUAAUGAAUUUGGUUAGGCGAUACGAUGAUAACCAAAUACACAAGUUAAUUGAUCCCCAAAUGAGAGAUCAGAUUAGUAGUCGUUCUUUGGAUAUGUUUAAAGAAAUUGCAUAUCAGUGCAUUAGUUUCAAUUUAAAGGAACGCCCUGGGAUGCACACAGUCAUUGCCAGAAUUGAAGAAGCUUUGGCCAUUCAAGAUACGCAUGAGGAUUUGGAGUUGGAUUCUACUACUAGCACCGAAAGCAAUACGAAAAUGGAAUCAACAACAAUUGAGGGGGAGGCUAUUGCGAUGGGAUUACAGACCAUAAAGAAGGAUGAUUUGGAGGAGAUAAGCCAAUUAGAAUCCCGUAGUACAUAUAGAGUUGUUUAUCAUGGAAUGUGGAAGGGUACGGAUGUUGCAAUUAAGAGAAUUAAAGGAAGUUGCUUUGCUAGGAAGUCAUCAGAAACGGAACGUAUGAUUAAAGAUUUCUGGAAGGAGGCCUUGGUUUUAAGUUCUCUGCACCACCCAAAUGUUGUUACCUUCUAUGGUAUAGUUCGUGAUGAGCCAGAUGACUCUUUGACAACUAUAACAGAGUACAUGGUUGAUGGAUCUUUAAAGCAAUUUUUAAAGAAAAAAGACAGAACAAUAGAUCAACGUGAAAGACUUAUCAUAGCCAUGGAUACGGCUUCUGGAAUGGAUUAUUUGCAUGGAAAAAAUGUCAUCCAUUUCGACCUAAGGUGUGAGAAUCUUCUUGUAAAUAUGAGAGAUCCACAUAGACCAAUUUGCAAGAUUGGAGAUCUUCGCCUAUCCAAGAUAAAACGACACAAUUUAGUGAAUGGUGAUAAUCGUGGAACCGUGCAAUGGAUGGCACCUGAGCUUCUUAAUGAUGAGAGUCACUUGGUAACAGAAAAGGUUGACGUUUAUUCGUUUGGGGUUGUCAUGUGGGAAUUGCUUACCGGAGACGAACCUUACAACAAUAUGCAUCAUAAGUCUAUUAUUGAAGGAAUCAUCAAGAACACAUUACGACCAGCAAUACCAACUUGGUGUGAUGCUGAAUGGAAGUCAUUAAUGGAGAGUUGUUGGUCUUCUGAUCCGCAAGAGAGACUGCCAUUUUCAGAAAUUGCUCAAAAACUAAGAACCAUGGUUGUAGCAAUGAAUGUCAAAUGAUAUUCUAUUCAAUAAAUGAACCCUUCUUCACUUCUUUUAUGCGUGCCAAUGGGUCAUGUUAUUUUUUGAACGAGG